AUGUUGAUGUUAUCAGAUGAGCUCCGCAACGAGAAUUCUCAAAUCCAUACCCGCAAUGCUGCUGGUCUUGCACUCAAAAAUGCUCUCUCUGCCUGUGAUUCAACAAGGCAAGACGAGUACUCUGCAAGAUGGAUGGCCCUCGAUGUCGAUGCUAGACAAAAGAUCAAAGAGGCAUCCCUUUUAACUCUUGCAUCUCCUCAACCAAGAGCAGGUGCUGUGGCUGCCCAAGUCGUUUCUGCGAUCGCAGCCGUAGAGUUACCUGUCGGCCAAUGGCCAGAUCUCGUUGAAAUUCUUCUCGGUUUUAUCAACACGUCUGAUGACACGAACUUGAAGAUCGCCACUUUGCAAGCUAUUGGUUACAUCUGUGAAACUAUAGUCUUGGCAUUGAGGUCGAAUGAGAUUUUGACGGCUGUAAUUCAUGGCGCUCGCAAGGAGGAGUCAUCGUCGGAAGUACAGCUUGCUGCGGGAGAGCGAAACUACAUCAUGCAGGUCGUCUGCGAAGCUACCCAGAACCCGUCAGUAUCAGUCCAAGUCGGCGCUUUCGAAUGUUUAGUGAAGAUUAUGGCACUGUACUACGACAAGAUGGCAUUUUAUAUGGAACAGGCUUUGUUUGGCCUUACUGUGAUGGGCAUGAAACAUUCUGAUGAACGGGUCGCACUGCAAGCCGUAGAGUUCUGGACCACUGUAUGUGAGGAAGAGAUUGAACUCGCCCAUGAGGCACGAGAGUCCAAGCAUUUUGCCAAGGUUGCCCUGCCGGAAGUAAUCCCGGUUCUUCUUAAUCUCCUCCUAGGGACCUUGGGCGCAGACCCUUUCCCCUGCUCCAACGCCGACGAAGGUGAAUGGAACCUUGCCAUGAGCGCCGGUACUUGUCUCAACUACAUGGCUCAAGCCGUAGCAGAUGCAAUUGUUCCCGCUGUCAUCCCCUUCAUCGAGGCACACAUCAAGGCGCAAGACUGGCACCAGCGCGAAGCAGCCGUAAUGACGUUUGGCUCUAUUUUGGAGGGUCCUGAUCCCCAGGUUCUCACCCCUCUCGUCAACCAGGCGCUUCCCCUUCUGAUCGGCAUUAUGAACGAUGAGAAUCUGCAUGUGAAAGAUACAACAGCAUGGACACUCGGACGAAUCUGCGAUCUUCUAAUUAUAACGAUCAAGCCCGACGUGCAUCUUCAUCCUCUAAUCUCGGCACUCGUCAACGGCCUUUCAGAUCGCCCGCGCAUCAUCGAAAUAUACCUCGACGAAUAUAUCACUUCUGCCUCCGAGAGCCCGCUCUCACCAUAUUUUGAGGGGAUAGUAAGCGCCCUUCUGCGGGUUACCGAGACGACCGCGAACGAAUCCAACUUCCGAACCUCUGCAUAUGAAGCCAUCACGUCCUAUGUAUCCCAUUCAACUACAGAUUGUAUUCCUGUGGUGCAAAACACCGUCAUUGCUAUUUUGCAGAGAAUGGAACAACUUCUGAACAUGCAGAACCAAAUCGUCGGCAUUGACGACCGCAAUAACUGGAAUGAGCUACAGAGCAAUCUCUGCAGUGUUGUCAUCAGCAUUAUUUGGAGGCUCAGCGGAGGCAUUCAACCAAUGGCAGAUCGAAUCAUGACCCUCGUUCUCCAGCUUAUCCAAGGAGCAGGAAAGACAUCAACAGUGCUUGAAGAUGCUUUCCUGGUUGUUGGAUCGCUAGCUGCCGCAUUGGAAGCUGGAUUUGCACCAUACAUUCAAGCUUUCUUGCCAUUCCUGUAUCCCGCCCUCAAAGCACAUGAAAAUACCCAGCUGUGCAUGGUUGCUGUCGGCAUCAUCAGAGAUAUCCCACGUGCACUUGGCGAUCAGAGCGCCCAGUACGCAGGCGCGUUCAUGAACGUUUUACUAGAGAACCUGCAGAGCAACGUUCUUAACCGCAAUGUCAAGAUAUCAGUACUAUCUUGCUUUGGCGAUAUCGCGCUCGCUAUUGGACCUGCUUUUGAUCCUUAUUUGAAUACAACCAUGGACGUGCUGAGACAAGCGGGCUCUGUGCAACCUAAUCCUGAAGGAAUUCUAGAGGCAUACACUGGGGUUGUCACUGGAUUCAAGAAUACCGAGAAAACACCCGCACUACUACCUCACGUACCCAGUAUCCUCGAGCUCGUCCACCAAUGUCUAGCAGACGAGGAGAGAUCCGAUUCCAUUGUGAAACUCUCCUUUGGCCUCAUCGGUGACCUCGCAGACUGUUUCCCCAAUGGCCAGAUCAAAGAACACCUGCUAGAAGAAUGGAUUGCACAUGAAUUCCGUAGUAAGCGCGGUAUGCAGCAAGAGACGAAGAAGACGCUGUGGUGGGCACGUGAAAUGAUCAAACGUGCGGCCGGAUUGGCCUCUUGCGCAUCGGCUGGAUCGUGUUACAGUGACUACGUGAGCCCCCAGCUACACGACCUGCCCUCUGCCACCUUGCACGGCAACGAUACGACACGAUACCCGGGCCCUUGGGCCUUGAUGAUAGAUAACGAACAGAUGACAAAAUAG
This is a messenger RNA of Suillus fuscotomentosus, 2481 nucleotides long. Its product is annotated as karyopherin Kap95. The coding region runs from base 1 to 2481 and encodes 826 amino acids. NCBI's taxonomy places the organism in Eukaryota, Fungi, Basidiomycota, Agaricomycetes, Boletales, Suillaceae. Gene Ontology annotation, molecular function: small GTPase binding; nuclear import signal receptor activity. The transcript is spliced from 15 exons. Gene Ontology annotation, cellular component: cytoplasm; nucleus. Gene Ontology annotation, biological process: protein import into nucleus. The record is from RefSeq and is a predicted model, not a curated record.